AUGGGGGGUGAAAGUGAAGAUCAAGGUGGUGGUGGCGGUGAUAAUGAUGGAGUACUAACAGUGGACGAAAUGACGUCGUCGCCUAAGAACAAGGUGAAGCUCCUGUGCAGCCAUGGCGGGAAGAUCCUCCCUAGGACCUCCGACGGUCAGCUAAAGUAUGUGGGUGGCGAGAUACGCGUCAUCACCAUCCCUCGCGACGUCUCCUACUCAGAGCUAAUGAAGAAGGUAGGUGCAGUAGAGUUUGAUGGGGAGAUGCAGAUUGUCCUCAAGUACCAAGUAAUACCUGAGGAUCUGGAUACUUUGGUGUCUGUAAGAACCAACGAGGACCUGAAGUUUAUGCUGGAUGAAUAUUAUGACCGCCAAGAUCAAAGCCAAGGUACUGCAGGAACCCCAAGGAUUCGAGUCUUCCUCUUCCCUUCCAACCCAAUCAUAGUCGACAAUUACCAAUUAGCCACUACGGCAUCCUACGUUAAUGAACCUGGCCAUGCAAUACUACUAGAGCAGCGUUAUGUUGAUGCCAUCAAUGGCAUUAUCCGCACAACAACAACAACAACUAGUACUAGUACUAAUACUGCUACUGCCCAUUCUAAACUCACCUCCUUAAAUGCCAGUCGCGUCGCCUUUACUAUCUCUUUCACUUGCUCUUCUCCUCGUUCUAAUUCUUUCCCAAAAGGCCAAAAUAUUGAUACCCAUGAUCAUGUGAAUGACACCAACAGUAGUACCUGCAUCUUCCCAAAUGGCUAUAGCUAUCUGCAGAAUGCAGGUCAAGGAGUUACUAUGCAUAAGGUCCAUAGCUCCCCUAGCCUUUCCAGCCUCAACAACGUCUUCCAAAGUAACCAUGAUAGCAAUCUUCAUGGUCUUUGCAACCACCACUUUUAUCACCACCGUAACUACCAAAAUCAUCAAAAGUACGGCCAGCAUGAUCAGCAGUACUCGUACAAUGGCAAUCAUCCCAGACCAACAAAUCCUGUUCCUCGCAAAGCUACUAUUGGCAGUCAUGAAAUGUUAGCCAAAACUUUGUCAUCGGGAAGGGUCGAGUACAUUGGGACUGGGACUGGGAGUAGCCUGCUGACGGGUUAUGGCCUGAACAACUAUUACCCAUCAAGUACGUACAAAAGAGAUCAUCAUCAUCAUCAAGGCGGAGGAGGCUGCAAAAUGUGUGGACAUUUCGAUGAAUGCGGAAUAUUCUAUGGAUGUGAGACCAUGGGCACUCUUCUUCCUCGAAGUCCAAGAAAAGCCCCUUUGGAAAAGAGAAUGGCAUGCAUGCAUGGAAGGUCAGGCUCUCAAAUCAAUGGAAUUAGUUGA
Juglans regia (Persian walnut) is the source of this 1305-nucleotide messenger RNA. RefSeq lists its product as uncharacterized. NCBI's taxonomy places the organism in Eukaryota, Viridiplantae, Streptophyta, Magnoliopsida, Fagales, Juglandaceae. The transcript has 2 exons. Gene Ontology annotation, molecular function: protein binding. The record is from RefSeq and is a predicted model, not a curated record. Bases 1 to 1305 code for a protein of 434 amino acids.